AUGCUUCUUGCUUGGAUGUCUUGUGUUUAUGGCGAGGAGCCGACUUUCAGGACUGCGAGGGCUAUGGAGUAUGUGCGUCAGCUGGAUUCUUAUUAUGAUCCAUUUGCGAAGAUGUAUAAUGUUACUGCUCCUGAAGGGGCGUUGUGA
Ramularia collo-cygni is the source of this 147-nucleotide messenger RNA. RefSeq lists its product as uncharacterized. The record is from RefSeq and is a predicted model, not a curated record. The coding region runs from base 1 to 147 and encodes 48 amino acids. Lineage: Eukaryota; Fungi; Ascomycota; Dothideomycetes; Mycosphaerellales; Mycosphaerellaceae. The transcript is spliced from 2 exons.